UCAGCACAUACUUUUUACGUCAGCACUCCUUCGAACUAGAGCGGGGAGACAAUGACGAAAAAGAGGAUAGCCAGCGAAUCUCGUGCCGGGUGUGGCAGCGCCUAGCACUCGGUGUUCUUCUGGUGGACGACCAUUCGUACGCUGCCGUUUCGCCUUAAUUCCAGCGACGAGCGGCGCAAUGGAUGCCAGCACAGGCCAGGAUUCCAUCAACCGGGGAACGCAGCAGAUGACUCCCAGGGCACGGUAUGCGCUGGCUCUGCUGCCGGUGCUCAGAAUCAACUGGAUCGUCAUGCAACAGAAGCUGACUGCCGUGAAGCUGGCUUUCUCCUCCAGAAGGCCCCUUAACUGCUCGCGGAUUGAGCGCACAUUGGACCAAGCUUCAUACCUGAUCGACGACGUCAAGCACGCCAUGAGCGUGCUCCAGCAGGAGGUGGGUGACCUAGCAGCCAGGAACAGCGCCCUGAGACGCGAGAACGCGCUGCUCUUAGAAAGACUGAUCCGUACGCGCCAGGAGGCCCGCACGGUGGGAAGCCAUUCCAGAAUGUCCGCCCCAGUGUUCGACGAGGUCGGCUUGGCUCCAGAUGCAAGCUCGGGUUCAGCAACCACGGGUUCUUUUCAAGGAACUGCCAUCCAAGACGCCACCGCACCCACUGGGCCACCAGACGUGUUCACGCCAGAGUCUUCUUCCACUUCUCAGGGCUCUGGUGAGAGUGUUGAACCCCAUGACUAGCCGAGGAAGAUUGAGAGCAUGGGCAUGCACUCUUCGGUUGACGCGGACCCGUGACGCGUCGUGGACGAAGCUUUGAAAUGCCGUCAACUGAGGAAACUACGCGGGCAUCGAGGUGUGAACCGAAAUAAAG
Messenger RNA from Dermacentor silvarum, 860 nucleotides. RefSeq lists its product as uncharacterized. The record is from RefSeq and is a predicted model, not a curated record. Bases 179 to 730 code for a protein of 183 amino acids. Lineage: Eukaryota; Metazoa; Arthropoda; Arachnida; Ixodida; Ixodidae. The transcript has 2 exons.